Phragmites australis (common reed) is the source of this 1038-nucleotide messenger RNA. RefSeq lists its product as uncharacterized. Bases 1 to 843 code for a protein of 280 amino acids. Lineage: Eukaryota; Viridiplantae; Streptophyta; Magnoliopsida; Poales; Poaceae. The transcript is spliced from 9 exons. Gene Ontology annotation, molecular function: catalytic activity. The record is from RefSeq and is a predicted model, not a curated record.
AUGGGUUCUCUCGGAAGAAGCAGCAGCAGCAGCGACAAGGGGGAGACAGCGAUACCGACGGUGGAUGCGGAGGAGGCAUGCGCGCUCCUCAGCUCCGGUCACCAGUAUCUCGAUGUCAGGAUGUGGGAGGACUUUGACAAGGGCCAUGUCGCCGCGGCUCGAAAUGUUCCCUACUACCUCUCCGUUUCUCCACACGGGACGGAGAAGAAUCCCCACUUUGUGGAGCACGUUGCCGCGCUCUAUGGCAAGGACGACCGAUUCAUCGUGGGUUGCCGCUCUGGCAGUCGGUCCAAGCUCGCCACUGCAGACCUUCUCAACGCGGAGAAGCAACAAAAGAAGCAGAGCAGAGCAGGCUCCUCCCACGAUCUAGCUACUCCUUUCUUUCUCUCAUCUUGUGGGUCGGUCAUGGCGCCUCCUCCCCACGAGAGCGACGGCAGCAGCCCGGCAGCAGAAAUACCGGCGGUGGUGACGGCGGACGUGACGGCGGCGAGGGAUCUUGUCACCUCUGCCGGCCACCGCUACCUGGAUGUCAGGACGGAGGAGGAAUUGAGCAAGGGGCAUCUGGAGAACACUCUCAAUGUGCCCUAUAUGUUCAUCACCCCGCAAGGGCGGAUGAAGAAUCCUGCGUUCGUGGAGCGGGUUGCGUCGCUCUUCACCAAACAGGAACACGUCGUUGUGGGGUGCCAAAGCGGCAAGAGAUCCGAGCUGGCAUGUAUUGAUCUCCAAGCAGCAGGAUUCAAGAACGUGAAGAACAUGGGAGGUGGCUACAUCGCCUGGGUGGACAAUGGCUUCCCCGUCCACAUCCCCGAUGACAAGCAGGCCACACCCACACCCAACGCCUGAAUGAAUCCAGUGCCUGCAAUUCAUCUACUCUUCUGCUCCUGUGUCAAAAUAAACGCAAGGGAAUGCAACACCCAUAUAUUAGUAUUGUCCUGCUACUGUCUGAAUCUGUAUGCAACACCCAUCAGUCAUUGUGGUGAUACUGUAUCAAUAAUAUGUACCUGAAUAAAUCACCAUCUUACAUUUUCGUUUCUACAA